GAUUUCACAACUGAGACCAACAAAUUAUCUUCAGAAAAAAGCAAUUAUGAAGUAAAUUCAUAUCAUCGGGAGACAAUGAGAAGAAGUAAAACCUUGAACCUUAUGAGGUUUAUUUUCAGAAAUGACCCACAGUGCAGAACUGAAUUUGGGAGACAAUGGGAACCUAAAUUGGGAUAUUUUAGUCAAAUGAUAUUCAGAAAACAUAUAUCCCUUCCUCUACAUCAGAGAAUUUACACUAGAGAGAAAUACGAAUGUCAGGACUGUAGGAAGGGCUUUAGAAAAUACUCACACCUUACUGAACAUCUGAGGGACCACAGUGAUGUGAGACCCUAUGAAUGUGAGGAAUGUGGAAAGGCCUUUAUAGUUCUCCAGCAUUUCAUUAGACAUAAAAAAAUACACACUGAUCUGAAACACUAUGAAUGUAAUGGAUGUGAGAAGGCCUUUAGGUUUUAUUCACAGCUUAUACAACAUCAGAUAAUUCAUACUGGUGUGAAACCCUAUGGAUGCAUGCAAUGUGGGAAGGCCUUUAGACGUCAUUCUCACCUUGCUGAACAUCAGAAAAUUCAUAUUGCUUUGAAACCCUAUGAAUGUAAGGAAUGUGCAGAAACUUUUAGAUUGUACCGAAAUAUGUGGCUACAUCAGAAAAUUCAUCACGGUGUAAAACCCUAUAUAUGUAAGGAAUGUAGGAAGGCCUUUGGUCAUCGUUCAAGUCUUUAUCAACUUAAGAAAACUCAUUCUGGUGAGAAAACGUAUAAAUGUAAACAAUGUGGAAAGGCCUUUGUUCGCAGCUAUUUACUUAUUGAACAUCAGAGAAGUCAUACUGGUGAGAAGCCGCAUGAAUGUAAGGACUGUGGAAAGGCCUUCAGCAGAGGCUCGAGCCUUCUUAAACAUAGAGAAUUAAUAGUAGUGAGAAACUAUGAUUGUAAGGAAUGUGGAAAGGCCUUCUGUAGAGGCUCUCAACUUACACAACAUCAGAGAAUUCAUACUGGUGAGACGCCACAUGAAUGCAAAGAAUGUGGGAAGACUUUUAAACUUCAUUCAUACCUUAUUCAACAUCAGAUAACUCAUACUGAUUCGAAACCAUAUGAAUGUCAACAAUGUGGGAAAGCCUUCAGUCGUGUUGGAGACCAUAAAACACAUCAGUCAAUUCAUGAGGGGGAGAAACCCUAUGAAUGUAAGGAAUGUGUAAAAGCCUUUAGACUUAAUUCUCAACUAAUUUAUCAUCAGACAAUUCAUACUGGUUUGAAACCAUAUGUAUGUAAAGAAUGUAAAAAGGCCUUUCAUUCUAUCUCAGGGCUAUCUCAACAUAAAAGAAUUCAUACAGGUGAAAAACCCUAUGAAUGUAGAGAAUGUGGAAAGGCCGGUAGUCGUAGUGAUAGACUUACUCAACAUCAGAGAAUUCAUACUGGCGUGAAACCACACAAAUGUAAGCAAUGUGGGAAGGCCUUUAGUCAUUGCUAUCAACUUAUUCAACAUCAAAGAUUUCACAGUGGUGAGAAACUCCUAAUGUAAUUAGAGUCUACAAGCCUGUAGCCAUGGCACAUCUUUGACCAUUAUCACCCAAAGUGUUAUGGUAAAGAUUAAAUUAUUUAAUAUAACAUAUAAACUCUUGGAAGGGUAUUUGGCACAUACUGUUUGCUUACUAAAUAUUAUAUUUAUGAUAAUCACUAGUAUUACUACAAAUAAAUUCAUGUGGAAGGAAGA
Messenger RNA from Hipposideros armiger (great roundleaf bat), 1704 nucleotides. It is a transcript of the gene ZNF404, whose product is annotated as zinc finger protein 404. The record is from RefSeq and is a predicted model, not a curated record. The transcript has a single exon. The coding region runs from base 76 to 1512 and encodes 478 amino acids. Lineage: Eukaryota; Metazoa; Chordata; Mammalia; Chiroptera; Hipposideridae.